Molecule: messenger RNA, 711 nt
Organism: Orbilia oligospora ATCC 24927
Lineage: Eukaryota; Fungi; Ascomycota; Orbiliomycetes; Orbiliales; Orbiliaceae
Exons: 2
Coding region: 1-711 (236 amino acids)
Source: RefSeq, a predicted model, not a curated record
AUGGCAGGUAACAUGACUCAGAACCAAAUGAUGAACCUUCAUCACCAUCUUUCAGAUGAAGUUCAAAAAGCUCUUGUCACGCAUCGCCAAAGAAUCGUUCGAGAGCUACGCUCUGAGAUGAAGUGGAGCAAAUUUGCAGAGAAGGGAUUCGGUACUGUUGUGGUCCACGGAGACCUUACUUCCGUCAAGCUCUUUGAGGUUUUGUUCGAUAUUUCGGUAUCAUGUACGAAAACCCCAACGAGAAAAACCCCAUUGGAAACUUCUGUAGAUAUCAAAAAAUUUCAAGAGACGAUGGGAGAUGAAUUUGUUGUUCAGGAGAAGUAUGUGUUCUUGGUUAUGAGGCUGUGGAUAGUAGUCCAACAGCUACAACCUGCCCUAGAAUUUCAGCUAUUUGGACGAAUUGAGGGAUGUAUGACUAACAAGCAUGCUACCGAUUUGAAAUAUAGAGAGCACAAGAUGGUUCUUACAAACAACGAGGUCACGAUCAAAUGGUUCCAGUAUCACACCGAGGACCAGGGACGAUAUGCUGUCGAAGUCUGGUAUGGCGAUGGUGACUACCAAGUUGAGAUGAACCUGAAAGAGGCCGCCAAGAUGCUGCAACUCGCCGGUGCUUCUCGCAAAGACUUCCUCAAGAGGAAGAAGAUUGCCGGAGAGCCGAUUAGUGAAGGAAAAAUAGAGAUAGAUGAUGAAGGAAAUGUCGGAGAAGAGUGA